AUGAGCUUGACUUCCAGAAUUACUGGUGGUACUGGCUCAGGCGUCAACCACAAUGUUGCAAAUCCAGCUCCUAAAUUAUCUGGAAAUCUUCCUCCUACUCAAGAUCCAGCUCCCGUGGUUAAUCAUUCAAGCUCCACACGAUGUUCCAGUGGAGCCUUGAUGAGUUUAUUAAACAGUGGAUUAUCUGUUCCUCGUCAAAUGAUGGUUCAGGCCCGCGGUGCACAAGAUAAUCAGCAUAUUCCUAUACAUUUGAGCUUUGUGGGAACUAUUGGACAGGGGACAUUUGGACAAAUUGAGAGAGCUACUCUCACUGUCCCAGCAACAUCUUCAGGCAUACCAGGCAAAAAGAAUCCUGAUGCCGGUGCUUUUUCUGAUGGAGGACAAAGUUUGCAAGUCGCCGUUAAGCGUGUCUUGCAGGACCCUCGCUACAAAAACCGUGAGCUGAGUAUUAUGCAACGCCUUAACAACCAUCCUAAUGUUGUGAAGUUCUACUACUACUAUUACUCGACAGCGUCGUCAAAUAGUCGGGGCCAUAGGAGUGGUGGUGGACGUGCAGGCGCAUCUACAUCGGGUGUAGAUGUGUUCUUACAUCUUGUACUGGAAUGUUUCCCCGAGAGCUUAUGUGAACUCAUCUACCGCUAUUCUCAAAGGAACCUGAAAAUACCAGCUUGUACAGUGAAGGUUUUUACGUAUCAGAUGCUCAAGUCCCUGGCUUAUCUACAUAGCCAUCAAAUAUGUCACCGUGAUAUCAAGUCGUCCAAUUUACUAGUCAAUGAAGAUACUAUGGUUUUGAAAGUGUGUGACUUUGGAAGUGCUAAAGAAAUGGUGCCGGGAACUGCUAAUGUAUCUUAUAUAUCCUCUCGGUAUUAUCGUGCUCCGGAGUUAUUAUUUGGAGCUCAAUAUUAUUCUUGUGCGAUUGAUACUUGGAGUGGGGGGUGUGUACUGGCUGAAAUGUUACGUCAGCAUUGUUUGUUCAUGGGAGCUGAUUCAGUAGAUCAACUGGUUAAAGUUAUCCGCGUUUUAGGCACUCCUACUCCACAAGAUAUUGCCAGUAUGAAUCCAAUGUAUGGAUCUUACAGUUUCCCAGAUGUUCAGUCUUGCCCUGUAAAACUGUUUUUCCCACAGCAUACUCCAGCCGAUUUGUUGGCUCUAAUGAGCAAAAUGCUUGUUUAUAAUCCAUCACUAAGAAUUUUACCAUCUCAAGCUCUUUCCGAACCAUGUUUUGACGAACUUCGUUCUAUCGGUCCAAAUGGAGUACUUUCGAACAGAGUUCGUAUGCCUCCACAUAUCUUUGAUCCUGAUCCCGAACCUAAUCCUCCUACAUCAGUAACAGAUGGGACAAAUUUAUCAGCAUAUAACAAUUGGUUGCCAGAACAUCAUAAGCAUGGCUCAUCCAACAAGAAACCGAUCACCAGUGUGGGUGAUUUGCAAGGUUCCGAUAAGAAAAACUGUAAACCACCAUCGAAUUCUCGAGAAAUUCCUGCUGAUUGGCAGCGAAAAGGUCGAGCUGUCGGAUCUAAUAAUUCAUCGGAAAAAUGUGGGUCAGUUAUUGCUUGUCCCGGUGGUGGCAGUCAUCCAAACCUGGAAUCAAAAUCUGACGAAUUAACCGGGAACACUAAUGGUGUAAAUAAUGAUGCUUCGAGUAGACAACAACACAAUCGAACUAAUACUGAGAAUAAUCUUAAAAAUCCAAUCGAUACAACAAAAACCGGGACGGCGACAACAGUUGAUGUUGGUCAUACAAGUCAAAUAGAAAAUCCCGAUGUCUGUUGCAAUGAUAAUGAAAACAAUAUUAAUAAUAAUAGCAUUACUACAAAUGUACACUUAAAAUCAUUUGUGCCUCCUCAUCCCAACUCUUCUGAACAACGGACAAAUUUAAGUGAAGUACACUAGAUAGAUAGAUAGAUCGAGAUAAACAUUUGCACAAAAAUCCACAUUACAAAAUUCAUAGUGUAAUUAUUUCUUGUCAUUUGAUAUAUCCUGCACACUGAGUCAUUUCAUUGGCGGCCAGCCUCAACAUUAGCAUCACUUGGUUAUCUUUCUGUUAACUAACAAAUUAUUUCUUGUGAGGAUAGUAGUACUUCGUAAAUAAACAAUCACCUUUUCUCUCUCCCUGUCUGCGCCCAAUUACUCGUCGAAUCACUUUGAUUUCUUCGUGUAUAUGUGUGUAUGUAUGUCUAGAAAAAGCCCACAAUAAACUAAACCAACUAAAUUACACCAUACUCUUUUGUUGUUAUUGUCGUUUAAUAUUGAACAAAGUUAAUCCUGUUUCUCUCUCUCUUUGUUACAAAACACCUACGGUGACAUGGUUAUCAUCUGUUAUCUUCCCGACUGUUAGUUUUUCUUCCAAAAUAAUGGAUAUUACAAUCCACAUAUUUUUUGUUUAUCAAUUAAUGUAGGUAGUUGAGUGUAGACAACAAAAUGUCGAAUGGUAUUGUGUUGUAUGCAUUGUUUAUUGUUUCAAAACUAUAGAACUUUUCUCUUCCAUCAUUUUCUUCUCACUUCUUCUUCUGACUAAUAUGAUUCCAAGUAAUAAGUUUACCUCAUAGGAACAAUCUCUCCUGGGUUUUUUCCUCCCGUUUGUCUGUGUUUAUUUUUACAAUUAGAAUUAGUUAUGUUAUAUAACAUUAUUCUGUAUUUUCGUAACUACUUUAACAACCCAUUAAUUAAUAUGUAAAUAUAUAUACAUAUAUGUGUUCAUUCAGUUCACGACUUCUUUCUUGAUUGUUUUUCAUUUGUUACACUGUGUUCUGAGGUUUCUUUCUUCCAUUCUACAAUCUGUCCAUUUUUUUUCUCUUACUUUAUCCCAUCUCUUAUUUCAUUAUUAUUCAGAAUCAUUUCUCUAGGUGUAUGUUGUUCAUUCAUCUCACUUCGUUGUGUUUUAGUUCUCUUCAAAGGAGAGAAAAGAAAAAGAAGUAAGAAAUAGGCUUAUAGAGUGGUAGUAAAAUAUUUUUUAAAAUUUUAGAUCUUGGUUGCUGUCUAUCUACCAGUUCCAUUUUUAUGAAUAGAAUAUUACAUGUCAAUAUAAUAAUAAGUAAAACCUUAUACAUUUCUUGAUCUGAUUAGUUACAGUUUUAUAAAUGUUAGGCAAUUACAUGUUGAUCUCCUUUCAUAUUAAAUAUAUUCUCAUAUUGUAAUCAAACCUUAUUCGAUAUAAAUUGCGGGGGGGGGUCGGAGAAGAGAAAAGAAAGAUAAUUGAUUGAUUGAUUGAUUGAUCGAUUAUGUCGCAAUAUUUGUACUUCAAUUUUUACAAUGAUGUGAAUGUGAAUUUCUGGAUAUUUAUUUUGCAUGUUCUAUACAGAAGUAUCUAUGUGUGUAAAGGUGAUUGUUUUGUGAUUUUUUUCUAUUUCCUAUAUCUUCUUCACUGCCUAUUUAUUCAUUUUAUAGACACAAACACACACAGACUUGUAUGUAACCACUUCACUGUUCUUUUUUUUUUUAAAAAAAAUUCUAUUCAAUUAGAUUAUCUGAUUUUUCAUUGUCCUUUUUUUCCCGUUAACAAAAAGUUGUAUUUGAGUUCUUUUGUUUGUUUGUUUUUUUUGUACAAUGGAGUUAGGAUAGAUUAUGGGAUUGUUUUUGGACUGUUUUUUAAUUCAACAAAAUACCAUACCAACUAAAAGUAUAGUUGAAAGAGGAAAAUAGAAUUUCUUUUGUAUAACAAACAACACAAUGAAUUGUGUUGUGUAUAUGUCUUGGCUAUGGAUUAGAAUGGUUUGUUAUCGUUUGAACUUUUCUUUUGGUUGCUGUGCAUCUUAUCAGCAUUUUUUUUCUCGUUGUUAUUGCCUUAAUUGGUUUAUUUUAUUUCUUGAGAUAUUUCUGAUUCACCAAACUGGUAUGCGUAUGUACACACAAUGAUGUAGUAUGUAGGCAACGUUUCUAUUGUCCAUGUCGUGAUAGUGUUUAGUUCUCUUAUGGAUGUGUAUGUCUGUUUACAUUAUCUAUAUUGAAGGGUUUUGUUAAAUUUAAUCAAUAUGAAGUUGAUAGAGUAAUUUCUUCUUUUUUUGAGAAUAGUUUUAUAUAUGUGUAGGAACGAUUUGUUGUUUGUAGGUUUUUUCUUUCUAUUCCCUUUCAUGUACUACUGUUUCACAUGUAGUAUAAACGUUUUUUAUUUUCUCUUUCACUUUACUAACUUGUGUUUUAUGAUUUUCUAACUGUUGGUCUUUAUGGAGAUUCUUAAUGCUUGUAUUAUUAUUCAGUCUAAUUACUGAUAUAUGUACUUGUAAAAUGUACAAGAUUAUUUGUUUUGUUUUAUUCAUGUAUUUCCUUUAUUCUCUCUUCAUCUUCUGGCAAAAAACGAAUACAUACAUACAUUAAUAUGAACACAUACUUGUCUUUAUAUUUAGUCUACGUAUCAUAUCUAUUUAUGAUUAUAAUAAUGUCAAGUUGAUAUGUCAAAUAUGAGCAAUGUUCUUUAUCUUCCAUUGUGUUUAGUUCUCAGGAGUAUUUUAUUGUAUGUUUGUAUGUGUUCAUUUAUUUUACAUGAGUAAAAAUAGUUCGGUAUCUUCUUUUUUUUCCUUCUUCUUCUUCUUCACUAGAUGAUUGAAUUUCUUUUACAUCAUUAAUGUCAUUUUCUGAUCAUAUUUUGUAUGUGUACAUCUAAAUAAGAGAAUAAUAAAUCGACUACCUUUUCUUCUUCCUCUUCUUGUAAUCAUCAUUUGUUUGAUUCCCUUCUAUUUGUCUUUAUAUGUUCUAUUCUGAAAUAUAUAUAAAGUAAGUAAAUGAUGUUUGUCUUAUAGUACAUUAGUUUUUAUUGUAUGUUAUCAGUUUGUUUGUUUAUUUGUUUGUUUUUCUUUUCAUUCUUCUUGUAUCGCUCAAUUGUUUAGAAACAUUGAAUAAUUUAAGCGUAAUAUACCUCUCUCUCUCACACACAUAUAUAUAUAUAUACACUCUCUACCUACCUACCUAUCUAUCUGUCACUUUCUCAGUAUAUAUUGUCAAAGAAGUUAUUUUGACCAUUC
This is a messenger RNA of Schistosoma guineensis, 4958 nucleotides long. The record is from the annotation of a GenBank genome assembly. NCBI's taxonomy places the organism in Eukaryota, Metazoa, Platyhelminthes, Trematoda, Strigeidida, Schistosomatidae.